CUACACUUCUCAGAAGGACGCGUCCUUUCGUGUCAACCCCAAGAUGGCGACGCGCAGAGUGGUGUCAAUGCUGAACCGGGAUGCCGGGCUCCCAGCUCAUUUGCGACGGACUCCGGUGCCUGUUCCUACAGAAGCCCCGGCCUCACUCUACCCGCCCAUUGUUGCCUCCCUGACCGCAAAGAGUAAAUCGGCGAGUCGCCGCAGGGUGGAGGAACAUUACAAGUUGGUGCACAAUGCCGGCUCUGUGACCGAGAAGCUGAAGCUGAUCACCGGCCUGCGCAGGCUAAAGUAUGUGGUGUAUCCGCAGACCUUCGCCUUGAAUGCGGACCGCUGGUACCAGCACUUUACCAAGACCGCUUAUGUGGCCGGGCUGCCGGGGAGAGUGGCCCCCAGUGGGGCUAAUGGCACAGCUGCCCUGGGCGAGCAGGAGCUGAAGGAGCUGAAGGAUUUAGUGUGUGAGGCUCUGCUGCAGGAGUACCACUACACCCACAAGGGGCGCACCUACCUGUAUAGGGACCAGGAAGUCUCAGCCGCCCCGUUUCUCCGUAGCCUGGUGUCCGCCAUUAGCAGCCGCUGUGCCGCCUUCAACCCACUGCUCACACAGGCCUGUAUGGAUCAGCAGCCUCAAGUUAACUUUUAUUGGUGUCGUGGGGAGACCACCGUCCCUCGUGGAAAAAGAAAAGGACGAGUUGAUCAUGUCCGAUUUCAGAUUGAUGAUAAGCCCCUUGUUCAAAUUAGGGUUCCACAACAGCUUCCAGAAUUUGUUCCUCUAGAUUACACUGUUCCAGGGGAAAUACCAGUAAUUAAUCAUGAACCAAGCCGGCUGCCCCUCUUUAGGAGACAAUAUGAAAAUAAUGUGUUUAUAGGUUCCAAAAUUGAAGACCCUUGUAAAUUUGGGCACACACAGCUUCAUUUAGUGCCUGAUAAGUUCAAGCGAGAAAGACUAUCAAAAUUAAACCUUGCCGACCAGGUUGAAGUUUUCCUGAGGGCCAACGCCAUUGCGAGCUUGUUUGCAUGGACAGGUGCGCAGGCAAUGUACCAAGGUUUCUGGAGUCAAGAUGAUGUGACACGGCCGUUCACCUCACAGGGUAUUAUUUCUGAUGGGAAAUAUUUCUCGUUUUUCUGUUACCAACUGAAUACUUUGGCUUUAUCUGCUGACUCGGAUAAAAAUCCUUCCCGAAAGAACAUUUGUUGGGGAACACAAAGCUCUGCGCUUUAUGAAUCUGUGGAGGAAACUGACGUGAAAGGAUUUAAUGAUGAUGUUUUUAAGCAGCUAGUUCAGGUCUUUCUUUACGGCUCACAAUAAUUGUGUAUUGUGGAACGGUUGGAGAUUAGAGCCUGUAUAUAUUUACAUAUAUAUAAUGCACUUAUGUGCUUCUGAGUUAAUAAAAUAUAUGCUGAAA
Molecule: messenger RNA, 1403 nt
Organism: Xenopus tropicalis (tropical clawed frog)
Lineage: Eukaryota; Metazoa; Chordata; Amphibia; Anura; Pipidae
Gene: mrps30
Product: mitochondrial ribosomal protein S30
Exons: 5
Coding region: 44-1306 (420 amino acids)
Biological process (GO): translation
Cellular component (GO): ribosome; mitochondrion
Molecular function (GO): structural constituent of ribosome
Source: RefSeq, marked provisional